AUGUACCCCAUUGAUCCAUUCGACCUUUCCAUUGAUCCAAAUGCCUCUUCCACAAUACGUGAUGGAGUUCAUCCACAAGAAGUUAGAAGACACCUGUUUAACGGAAAUAAUUUUCAGGACACAUUUGACCAUAGCAUUGGUGGAGGUUGUCAAAAUGUGAUGUCUCAACAACAGUAUAAUUACCAGUACAAAAAUCAUCUUGAACCUUCGUCAACCAAGUUCUGGAACUCUGCACCGCCCCCAAAUGCACAUGCUAAUAUUGGUUUACUUCAGCAUCUAAAUCCAAUAAAGGAAUCAACCACAAGUAGCAUGGAGUUUCAUGAGAAUAUCGGUUACGGAAUGGAAGAUACUUCCUUUGACUCUAGUUUGGCAAGGCUUAGUGACUCGAGAAUUAAUGCUUCUAGACUGUCGAAGAGUCUGGUACAGCCAACAAGUUCGGGAAGUUUAAGCCACAAGUACACAAAAUCACUGUUGAUAAAUGCCCCGAGUUAUGUGCCUAUACAAUAUACCAGAAACUGUGGUCCUGGUACUGGUCCUGGCACUGGCACUGGUACUGGUACUGGUACUGGUACUGGUACUGGUACUGUAAAUUCAAAUUAUAGGUAUUCCGCCACUGCUUCGUCCUCGGGGAGUGCAGGCAUGAGUUCAGGAACAAAGUAUGGAGGUACUGAAGCUGACAAGUCGAGCAGUACUAAAAACUCUUUGUCUACUGAGCAGAUGAAAGAGGAGUUGAAUAAGCUUAAAGGAGAGGUGUUGAUCAAAAAUCAAAUUAUCAAGAAUUUGACUGAUCAAGUUCGUGUGAUGAAUAAAAACAGAUCCAAAAAGAUGUAUGUUGAGGUUAGGGAUGAUUCAGAGCAAAAUACAGUCUCUCCUCUUGGUGGGGAUGCUUCUGCUUCUGCUUCUGUUGGUGGUGGAGCUGGCGGUGCUGGUGGUGGUACACGUCUUGAAUCUGCCACCACGUAUCAUAUCCCUGUAAAUCAUUAUCAAUUGUUUCAAGACUUAUCCAAAACUCUUGAAGAGAAGAUGACGGAGUUGGAUGAGACAAACGAGAGGUUGGAGAUUAUACUCAUUUCGCAAGACCUUGUACAGAAACAAGGCUUUGCUAGUGGAAUUAAUGUAGAGCAAUUGAGUCAGAAUUUGCUUUACAAAUUGCAGAAUUUGCAACAGGAAAAUGAAGAAUUGGUAGAGAUGGUGAGUUUCGGUAACACCACAAGUUUAAAGAUUGAAAAUGGGCUCUUGAAGAGAGAAAUUAGACAGUUGAGAGAGAAACUUGGAAACAGAGCAGAGAUGGACGAGUGCAAAGCAAUAGAGGAUAAAGAUGCAAAAAGAAAAGAAAAGAAGUUAUGA
Molecule: messenger RNA, 1347 nt
Organism: Lodderomyces elongisporus
Lineage: Eukaryota; Fungi; Ascomycota; Pichiomycetes; Serinales; Debaryomycetaceae
Gene: MUM2
Product: Mum2p
Exons: 2
Coding region: 1-1347 (448 amino acids)
Source: RefSeq, a predicted model, not a curated record